Setaria italica (foxtail millet) is the source of this 2453-nucleotide messenger RNA. Its product is annotated as zinc finger CCCH domain-containing protein 67. Bases 305 to 2101 code for a protein of 598 amino acids. The transcript is spliced from 2 exons. NCBI's taxonomy places the organism in Eukaryota, Viridiplantae, Streptophyta, Magnoliopsida, Poales, Poaceae. The record is from RefSeq and is a predicted model, not a curated record. Gene Ontology annotation, molecular function: metal ion binding; protein binding.
CUCUGCAUCCUUUUUCUUAGUCACCUAUAAAAAAAAUGUUGAGCCCUUUCCCUACCUGAUUGUCCAAUACCACACAUUUUGUGAGCACCGCAUCCAAAAUUCACAAUUUACCAAGGAGCAAAGAGAUGAAAACCCUAUUCUGCCCAUAAAGCAUAGCAAUAGACCAAGCUGCCAAAAACCCAACCCAAGCAAAAACCUAGUUUUGUCCAAAAACCCAAAAGCAACUUCCUUUCCCUUUCCCUCUGCUGCCCUUUCCCUCUCCGCCAUUUCGUCGAACACCUUCUCCGAUCGCUCGCCGCCGGCCAUGGCGGACGCUUCCGAGGCGGCAGCCGCCAUCUCAGCACGGCUCCUGGAGCUCGCGGCCGAAGACGACGCGGAGGCUCUCGGGGACCUCCUCGCCGCGCACCCGUCCCUCGCCGACGAGCCCGCGCCGUGGUACUCCCCAGCGCGCGGCGCGGAGCCCAUGACCCCGCUCAUGGUCGCCGCGGCAUACGGCUCCGUGGGCUGCGUCGACGUCCUUCUCUCGCCACCCCACCUCGUCGACCCCAACCGCGCCUCCCCGGCGUCCCUCUCCACCGCGCUCCACCUCGCCGCCGCCGGCGGGGCCUCCUCCGCGCCCGCGGCUGUCUCCCGCCUCCUCUCCGCCGGUGCGGAUCCCACCCUCCUCGACCACCUCCACCGGCGGCCGUCCGACCUCGUCACCCUCCCACCCAGCUCACUCCCGCUCAAGAAUCACCUCCUCUCCCUCCUCGGCGCCCGCAAGGAGUGGCCGCCGGACCCCUCCCUCCCAGACAUCAAGAACGGCGCCUACGCCUCCGACGACUUCCGCAUGUACUCCUUCAAGGUGCGCGCGUGCUCGCGCGCCUACUCCCACGACUGGACCGAGUGCCCCUUCGUCCACCCCGGCGAGAACGCGCGGCGGCGGGAUCCGCGCAAGUAUCACUACAGCUGCGUGCCGUGCCCGGAGUUCAAGAAGGGCGCCGGCUGCCGGAGGGGGGACAUGUGCGAGUACGCGCACGGGGUGUUCGAGAGCUGGCUCCACCCCGCGCAGUACCGGACGCGGCUGUGCAAGGACGGCGUCGGCUGCGCGCGCCGUGUCUGCUUCUUUGCGCACACGCCGGAGGAGCUCCGGCCACUGUACGUGUCGUCGGCCGGUUCGCGCAGCGCGAUGGAGAUGGCGGCGGCGAUGGGGAUGGGGCUGCCGUCGCCGGGGGCAUCGUUCACGCCGCCGCUGUCGCCGUCCGGCGGCGGCGGCGGCGUGGCGGGCGCGUGGCCGCAACCGAACGUGCCGGCGUUGUGCCUGCCCGGGAGCGCAGGGAACCUUCACCUGAGCCGGCUGCGCACGUCGCUGAGCGCGCGCAGCAUGGCGGCGGACGAGCUGCUCGCCUCGGCGGACUACGACGGGCUCGUCGGGUCGCCAGCCUCGGUGCGUUCGGCGAGGGGAAAGACGCUCGUGCCGUCAAAUCUCGAUGAUCUGUUCUCCGCUGAGAUGGCGGUCGCCGCGGCGUCUCACUCGCCGCGGUUCGCCGACCAGGGCGGCGCUGCUUUCUCGCCGACGCGCAAGGCCGCCAUGCUGAACCAGUUCCAGCAGCAGCAGAGCUUGCUGUCACCCCGGGCAACGGCGGCUGCGGUUAUCCCAGAGCCAGUGUCUCCAAUGAGCUCCCGGCUUCUCGCGGCCCUUGCUCAGCGGGAGAAGAUGCAGCAGCAGACGCUGAGAAGCAUGAGCUCAAGAGACCUUGGCUCGGGUGCUUCCGUCCUUGUUGGCUCACCGGUUACCUCGAGCUGGUCCAAAUGGGGAAUUCCCUCCGGCACCCCAGAUUGGGGUGCUGACGAUGAGGAACUCGGCCGCCUCAAGCGGUCCUCGUCGUUUGAGCUCAGGAGCGGAGCCAACGGUGAUGAGCCGGACCUCUCAUGGGUCAAUACCCUGGUGAAGGAGCCAACGCCGGAGAAACCAUUCAUCAAUGGGACAACUGCAAUGGAGUCCAUUGGCACUUUGAGUCAGGCAGCAAGUCAUGAAGGUAUCGGUGGCGGCGAGGACAACACUGCUGGUGUCAUCGGCAGCUGGCUUGAGCAGCUCCAGCUGGAUGAGAUGGUAGUCUAGAACAAACACAAACACAGAUCAAACAAGAAAGGUCGGCAUUGGAUUUGAUGGGUGCUGUGAUGUUAAUCUUUCCGAGGUGGUUUAGCAUGAUGCGUCGAUCUCUGCAGGGGUGAUGUUUAAUGUGCUCCAGAUGAGUGUGACCUGGCCACUGAUGGGUCUUCGUUCUUGUAAAACAACUGGGGCGGUGGCUCGGUAUGGCCGCCUCGUGUCUUGGCUUCUGUUUGGUCCUGGUCAUGGUGCACAGUGCUGACUCGUACAGUGACCUGGAUUUUCCGGUUCAAUGUAUCGUUUCAUAUUAAAAGCAGUAUGUAGGUGCGAUCUUAUAGGAAAUAAUGCUAGUAUGUGUUUAAUA